GGAAACGUCGGGUUCCGCUGGUGGUAUUUCUCAAUAAUUGCUCAUUUUGACACGUCAAAUCAAACGCCUUGAAUUUCCGUCAUACUUUGCGAGUGUCAUGUUUCCUCUGGUGAGAGAACAUGAAAACAACAAAAGCGACGCAGUGUCGACACCAUUCAUUUCAACUCGUUGGUACGUAGUCGAGCUAAUGUAGCCUCACCCUAGCGAAGCCACUCUGUAACAUGCAAUCGCUCAUUGACUUUUUAACUGGAUAAACUUGUGACGCUCAAGUAUUCGGGUUCUUGGUGCAUUGAAUGCAAAUAAUGUGGCUCCAGCAACGACUGAAGGGGCUGCCAGGCUUGUUAUCAAGCAGCUGGGCGAGGAGACUUCUCAUCGGCUUGCUCAUCUUCCUUAUUUUUUACUGGUACCUUGGACCAGACCGCAGCUGGAGGAUCUUUAGCGGUUCGUCCAUGCCAGGCGGGGUGGCUGGACUUUGCCUCCAAGCGGAAAUCCACAGAUGGCAGUCGAUUAUGGACCGAGGGGAGGGUUUAUACAGCACAUCUCUGGAACAGCGAGACACACCCUUUGUGUCAGGUAAUGGCCAUAUUCUUAUUGACACUGAUUCUAACAAACUCUGGGUCGCAUCAUCUUCACAGCCUGGUUCGGCUCCGGUCCAUCAGACAGAAUAUUCGCCCAUUGUUGGCGUCCAUUUGGAGGGGAAGAAGACCGAAGCGCGGGCGUCCAUGAUGUGGUUCCGAAAAGGAUCUGUGCUGUCAGUUCGAUGCGCUUCACCUGUGGCCGUGCAGUCGUCCCGGGACUGCGUCAGCAUCAGAGAGGAGUUCAUCGCCCACAGGAGUCGACACAACGUCUACGUUCAGAGGAUUCACAUCAACAACCCGUCCGAUAAGUCUGCCAGCAUCGAGAUUUCGUACAACACUCUCAACAGCAAGUUCUCCACCAGUUUUGACAAAGUGGAGGACAAGGAGAUCCUGCUCUCAUCAGGCAGAGUCCCUUUAGAGAAGAACCUUAUGGUGCUGGUGGUGGUAGUCACCAAAAAACUCAACAACAGGAUCCAGGUUUUUCCAAAAAUGGAGUACACGGACAAUAUCCUGUCUGUUGUGAGGACUUCAGAUCCCAUUGAACCGUCCAAGCUGGAUGAGACGUUCGCCCGCCUCCGGGAAUCAGCCAAAAAAGAGCUCGGUGAGCUACUGAAAGCUAAUGUGGACGAUCUGGUCAUAGAUCAUCAGAAGGCCUGGAUAGAUCUCUUCAUUUCAGGCGUGGAGAUGAAAAAGAUCACAGACUCCAACACGCCGUCGAGUCGCACAGUGAACGCCACCCUCUACUAUAUCCUGUCCUCCUCGACGGCUCCCCUGCUGGAGCGGAGGCUUAGCAACGAGGAACGCGCCCGCCUGGAAUCUAGCCUCAACUACGCCGACCAUUGCUUCAGCGGCCACGCCACCAUGCACGCUGAGAACCUCUGGCCUGAGAGGGUGAGCAGCACUGCUCAGAUCCUGCAGCUGGUCACUCUUUGGACCCUGACCUUACAGAAGAGAGGCUGCAAAGCGCUGGUAGCGGCCGGCGCCCAUGGAGCCAUGCAGGGCAUGGUGCUGAGCUUCGGAGGACUUCAGUUCACCGAGAACCACCUGCAGUUCCAGGCCGACCCGGACGUGCUGCACAACAGUUACGCCCUUAGGGGGAUCCGCUACAACCGAGACCUCAUCAACUUAGCAGUACUGCCCGACGCGGAGGGAAAACCUUUCCUCCACGUCUUGGUCAAGCCCCAGGAGAAGCCCGUCAAGCUCUACGCGUGUGAGGCCGGUUGCCUCAAUGAGCCCGUGGAGCUGACAUCUGAGGAGAAAGGUCACACCUUCCCAGUCAUGGUGACCCAGCCCAUCACCCCGCUGCUUUACUUCUCCACUGACCUGCGCCACUUGCAGGACCUGCGCCACACAUUGCACCUCAAGGCCAUCCUGGACCAUCAGGAGCAUAUGGCCAACAGGUACCCGGGGCUGCCCUUCCUCUUUUGGUUCAGCGUGGCCUCGCUCAUUAUUCUCUUUCACCUUUUCCUCUUCAAACUCAUUUACAACGAGUACUGUGGCCCCAGUGCCAAGCCCCUCUUCAGGAGCAAGGUGUAAUAUCACACCAAUGCCAGAUAAAUGAUUGCAAACUGAUUAUUUUUUGUGUGUUUGUGGUCGGAAUUUUCAGGGGUUAAGUUCUCACGCUGCAUAAUUUCAUUUUCCUUAAGCAUACAUUUACCUCAUUGGGUACCACUGACGCCACUAGACAUCCAAUCCAGUUACACUGGGGGGCUGCCAGCCCUCCCAGUCAAGAUGGAUUAUACUUCUGGGCUCGUUAAUGGCAGCCAAUGAUUUAAAGGAGUGCACUAUACAGGUUUAAGUCAUACUUAAUUCAAUUUGAAAUGAACUUCGAAUCAAUUACGUAAUGUGAAAAAGUGGUUGGCACGAACAAAUGCCUACCUGGAUACAAUUUUAAAAAGCAACAAAUUCGUAAAGCAUAAAUUGAAAAAAAAAAAAAAAAAACUAAAUUCUGUUUCAAAUUGUCUCUCAACUUACGCUCAUUUGCCAGAAAUCAAAAUCUUACCAAUGUUUGUCAAUGUAAAAUUGUUCAAAGUUUACGCAUCUUCUUAAAAUCGAUGUGCGCCUGCUGACACUUUGCCACGUUCCAACAUUUCUUUCUUUGCUGUGUGUUGCUGUUUUAUAAUGAAUCAUUCGAUUAAAUUAUCAAAAAAAUAA
Molecule: messenger RNA, 2732 nt
Organism: Corythoichthys intestinalis (scribbled pipefish)
Lineage: Eukaryota; Metazoa; Chordata; Actinopteri; Syngnathiformes; Syngnathidae
Product: KIAA2013 ortholog
Exons: 2
Coding region: 294-2114 (606 amino acids)
Source: RefSeq, a predicted model, not a curated record